Messenger RNA from Cryphonectria parasitica EP155, 2397 nucleotides. RefSeq lists its product as uncharacterized. Bases 252 to 2054 code for a protein of 600 amino acids. Gene Ontology annotation, molecular function: transmembrane transporter activity. NCBI's taxonomy places the organism in Eukaryota, Fungi, Ascomycota, Sordariomycetes, Diaporthales, Cryphonectriaceae. The record is from RefSeq and is a predicted model, not a curated record. The transcript is spliced from 4 exons. Gene Ontology annotation, biological process: transmembrane transport.
AAGCCUUCGUUGCCCCUCCUAGACUGCACAAGGGGAUCUGGAACUCCGUUGGAUUCUCGGCCCCUUCCUCUUCUACUGAACGAAUAGGUUCUAUUCGAUCAUAGGGCUUUCCCACACUCCUCUUUCUCCUUUUCUUUCGCUUUUCUCUUUUUUAUUAUUCCCCAUGAGCGGCGAAAUUGCAGUAUUCGUUCAUCUCUCCCUCGAUUCAUACCGGCAGGAUAGUCGUGUUCUCCCCAAGAUCCACGAUCGACAUGGAGUUCCGUGAUGCCGAAAAAGACGACUCCUCGUGCCUGGCACACACGCCUCCUGAGGGCGUUGUCGAUGCUGCCUCGUCCUUAGCGGGUCAGGAUCCAGUAGCGAGACACACUCUCAGCCACUGUUCCCCGGCAGACGUUGCCUCUUCGGACGAUGAACCCACAGAUAACAGCAGUGACCGAGCCGUACCGGACGCGGAUCCGGAGGCUCUGGCCCGAGUGUCUACUGGGCCGGUCUACUCCACGUUCUCGACCGGCAUGAAGAGGUGGAUUAUUGCUGUGGUCACAUUGACGUCCUUUAUAUCGCCAAUGACAGCUAAUAUAUACUUCCCUGCCCUGAAUCCAAUCGCCCAAGACUUGAAUGUUGAUGUUAGUCUCAUCAACCUGACUUUGACGACCUACAUGAUCUUUCAGGGAAUUGCACCGACAAUCUUUGGUGAUUUUGGUGACAUGGCUGGCAGACGACCGGCAUUCAUACUUGCCGUGCUGAUUUAUAUUGUCGCAAACCUCGGCCUGGCACUCCAGGACAACUACUCCGCCCUGAUGGUCCUCCGUAUGGUCCAGAGCGGCGGUAGCAGCGGGACGCUCGCCCUAGGAUACGCUGUAGUCGCGGAUAUCGCGACCAGCGCCGAGCGUGGCAAGUACAUGGGCGUUGUGGGCGCAGGCAUCAAUGUUGGGCCGGCGUUGUCACCCGUCAUCGGCGGAAUCUUGGCCCAGUACCUGGGCUGGCGUGCCAUCUUCUGGUUCUGCUUUAUCUUCGCCUGCUCUGUCCUCGUCCCUUAUGUUCUCACCGUCCCCGAGACUUGCCGUGCAAUCGUGGGAAACGGUUCCAUCCCGCCCCAGGGGUGGCAUAUGACACUCAUCGAUCUCAGCAGCACCAGCACGCACCAGCAGCAGGAGGCGACGCCGCCGCGGCCCAAACUGCGCUUCCCCAAUCCCCUGCGCGCAUUAGCGGUGGCCCUGGACAAGGGCGUCGGCCUCAUCAUUCUGUACAACUCCCUCCUGUACCUCGUCUUCAUCAUCACCGUCGCGACCCUCUCCACCCAGUUCAAGACCAUCUACGGCUACAACGACCUACAAAUCGGCCUGUGCUACCUCCCGUACGGCGCAGGCUGCUUCGGCGCCGCCAUCGGCCAGGGGUACCUGCUGGACUGGAACUACCGCCGCGUCGCGCGCAGCAUCGGCUUCACCGUGGACAAGAAGCGCGGCGACGACCUGUCCAGCUUCCCGAUCGAGAAGGCCCGCAUCGUGCCGCUGUACUUCUUCGUAGCCGUCGGGCUGGUCGCCAUGAUCCUGUACGGCUGGGUCCUGGAGCUCCGGCCCUCGGUCGCCGCCCCGCUGUGCCUCCAGUUCUGCAUCGGCCUGUGCGUCACGGGCUCCUUUGGCAUCCUCAACACCCUCAUCGUCGACCUCAGCCCAGAGGCCCCCGCCACCGCCGUCGCCGCCAACAACUUUGUCCGCUGCGAGAUGGGCGCCGCCGCCACCGCCGUCAUCGAGCUCAUGAUCGCCGCCAUGGGCACCGGCUGGUGCUACACCUUCUUCGCCCUGCUGCCCCUGGUCUUCGCCCCCAUUCUGUGGGCCGAGACGAGGUACGGUAUCCAGUGGAGGGCGGAGAAGCGGGCCCGCAGGGCGCAGAAGAAGGCCGAGAGGGAGAGGAAGAGGGGCGAGAAACAGGACAAAAAGGAGGAGGCCGAGCGCCGCCGACAGGACACGGAACGGGCUGGCGCCAAAGAGGAGGGCCGCGUGAGCCAGGGCCAGGCGCAGGAGGAACACCACGAGCAGCAACAGCAGCAUGACUAGGUAGGUAAGUAAUGAAAAUGGUCUGAUGAUUAGUCUACAUAUCGGAGUUGUUGUUGGUAGGAUGUAUAUCGGGAUUUCCUACUUUAGGGUCUUUCCUUUCUUCUUUGUUUCUAUUGUUUAUUUAUCUUUGAUAUACAUGAUAACACGGCAUCGGCAAAGCGCGACACGGCUGCAUGGGGCGGGGUUCAACAGGAACAAACAUCAUCCGAUGAAGGGACAAGAAAAUAUGAUGAGCGAGGGGCAUUGAUAAAGGGCGGUCGCAUUAGAUUGAUACCUCAUGACUUUUGUUGCACAUGCGAACCAUUUCACAGCCAGUGGCAAUAAUCAUAUCGCCAUCACUAUG